Molecule: messenger RNA, 1245 nt
Organism: Pterocles gutturalis (yellow-throated sandgrouse)
Lineage: Eukaryota; Metazoa; Chordata; Aves; Pterocliformes; Pteroclidae
Gene: CALCOCO2
Product: calcium binding and coiled-coil domain 2
Exons: 11
Coding region: 1-1245 (414 amino acids)
Biological process (GO): positive regulation of autophagosome maturation; xenophagy
Cellular component (GO): autophagosome; PML body
Source: RefSeq, a predicted model, not a curated record
AUGGGAACUGAGCUUAGCAAGACUUCCACGAUGGAUGAGACCUCAGACGAUCCGCCCACUACUGCUGUCCUCUUAGACAACUGCCACUUCUCCCAGGUCGUCUUCAACAACGUGGAGAAGUUUUACGUUCCCGGAGGAGACAUAACCUGUUAUUACACCCUCACGCAGAACAUCGUUCCUCGCGGGAAGGACUGGGUGGGCAUCUUCCGGGUGGGGUGGAAAACAACCCGGGAAUAUUACACAUUCAUGUGGGCUCCCCUGCCCGGUGACACCCGCAGUGGCAGCGCUGUGCAGCAACAGAUCCAGUUCAAAGCUUACUACCUACCGAAAGAUGACGAAUACUACCAGUUCUGCUACGUUGACCAGGACGGCGUGGUCCGGGGAGCCAGUGUGCCUUUCCAGUUCCGAGCAGAGACUGAGGAUGAUAUCCUAGUGGUCACCACACAGGGAGAAGUGGAAGAGAUUGAACUACAAAAUAAAAAUUUACGUAAAGACAAUGAGGAGCUGAAAGCAAGCUGUGCACGUCUCCAGCAACAAAACAUCGGUCUGCAGGAAGAGCUCAGCAAGGCCCAGGAGCUGCAGAAUAGUUUAGAGUCUCUAAGGAGCAACACAGAGAAACUGGAGCUGGAGCUGAAUUCCCUGAAAAAGGAAAAUAAACAUCUAAAGGAGCUGGAUGACUGCAGAGAGGCAGAACUGCAGCAACUCAAAGAGCAAAUUCAGAAGGUGACCUCUGACAAAGAACGCCUGGAAACCAGACUGAAAACAGCCCUGGAUCACGUGGACCAGCUGCAGGAACAAAACCGGGACUUAAUGAAAGAACUUGAGGAACAGAAGCGUUUGUCUCAGAUUCUGCAGGCAAAAAAGAAUGAAGCUGAUGAGGAAAAUCAGAAACUAAGGGAAGAGAACGACGCGCUCCUGAGGCAGCUCUCGCAGACUAGAGAAGUUUCUUCCUUCUGUGUUGUUUCACAAGCUCAAGCUCCAAUUGCAGCUCCUGAAGGAGGCGGCUUUCUGUUUGGAAAUCCGUAUUGUGUUGCAGGAGCAAACCUGGGGGCAGGAGCUGCAGACGUAGCUUCUGUAAGGAAGUGCCCCAUGUGCGAUGAAGUCUUUCCUGACGAGAUUGAAACGAGUCAGUACGAGACCCACGUGCGGAGCCACCUUCUGGAGUGCCCGGUCUGCAGCGAGACCUUUGAAAAGUCCAAUAAGCAGGUGUUUGAUGACCAUAUUUUUUGUCACGCCCUGGAAUAG